Papaver somniferum (opium poppy) is the source of this 1596-nucleotide messenger RNA. RefSeq lists its product as uncharacterized. The transcript is spliced from 5 exons. Bases 1 to 1596 code for a protein of 531 amino acids. NCBI's taxonomy places the organism in Eukaryota, Viridiplantae, Streptophyta, Magnoliopsida, Ranunculales, Papaveraceae. The record is from RefSeq and is a predicted model, not a curated record.
AUGGGAAGUGCUCUUGGAAGACCAAUUCGAGUGGAUGAAACUACAUUGAAGAAAGAAAUUGGUUACUAUGCAAGCAUUCUGGUUGAAAUUGAUUUAACUAAAGCAAUUCCAAAUAAGGUUUGGGUGGAAUCAAAAUAUGGUACAUCACAAUCUGAAAUUCCAUUAACUUAUGAGGUGGAAGAAGGAAAAGUUAUUAUUCCUAGUGUUGGUCAAAGUAAAUUUCAAAAGGAAGUCGUGGAUUCUCAAUUAGAUAAAUCUACACAAAAUGAUGUUGGUUUUACUGGUAUCUUAAACUCUCUUAAGGAUUUUCCAUCUUUAUCGGUUGAGAAACUUAUUGAUAUUGGGACAAGUAUUCCACCAUUGAAUCAAGAUGCUGACAAGGUUAUAAUACCCUUUACAAUCGAAGAAUCAGUGGAGGCAUUAACAGCAGAAGUAUUAUCUAAUAUAAAUUCUUGUGAUGAGGAUAAUUUGGGUUGGAAGGAGGAUCAAGCUUUCUUUAAAGUCAUCAGCAAACCAGUCAAGGGUAAAAGCAUUAAAGAUUCUGAUGCUGACCCUGAAAAUAUAGAGUUACUUAAUAAUUUAAUAACUGCAAGAGGGAAACAUGAGUUGGCAUCUCAACAAUACAAUGAAAUGAUGAGGAAUAAAUAUAGAAUUAAAUGGGUUAAAGAAGGUGGAUCUAACACUACUUUUUUCCAUGCAAACAUGAGAAUCAGGAGGGCACAAAAUAAUAUUGCUGAAGUGGAGAAUGAUGAAGGAAAUUUAAAGAAGUUUAAAUCAAGAAAUGUAGUAUUUGAUGAAGAUCUACUUGCAACAAUACCAAAAAUCUUAAAUGAGGAAGAUAAUAUACUUCUUGAUGCUCUUUCUUCUUUGGCUGAAAUCAAAAAUGCAGUAUUUGAAAUGAAUGCUAACAGUGCUCUAGGGCCUGAUGGUUUUCCAGGGAGCCUUUACAAAUUUGCAUGGGAAAUAAUUGGGGCUGAACUGGUGGAAGAUAUACAAUAUUGUUGGAGGAACAAUUUCAUACCCAAAGGUUUUAAUUCUAACUUCUUGUUUCUAUUCCCAAAAAUACAAGGUGAAAACAGAGCUGAGCAUUUCAGGCCUAUUGGACUGGCCAAUUUUAACUUUAAAAUUAUCACAAGAAUUAUUACAACCAGAAUUAGUACUAUGAUUGAUAAAAUGGUUUCAGUUCAACAAAGUGCAUUCAUCAAAGGGAGGAACAUACAUGAGAAGAUUGUUUUAGCAUCUGAGCUUGUUAAUGAAUUGGAUAUCAAGAGGAGAGGGGUAAAUGUAGGUCUUAAAAUUGAUAUUACUCAAGCUUUUGACUCCAUAAGCUGGAAUUUCUUGUUUGAAGUACUAAAAAGAUUUGGUUUUUCAGUGAGGAGUAUAAACUGGUUGAGAAAGAUAUUUGAAUCAGCUAAAAUCUCAGUGCUUGUUAAUGGUGGUCCUUGUGGAUUCUUUGAAGUCAGAAGAGGCCUUAGGCAGGGUGACCCACUAUCACCCAUUCUCUUUGUGCUUGUUGAGGAAGUGUUAAGUAGAAAUAUCUCAAAAUUAGUACAAAUAGGCAAGAUUCAAGCCAUGGUAAAUAGAGAUGGUUGUUAG